AUGCCUCCAAAGAAGAAAUAUAUUCCCAAGGCCAGGAAGGCAGAGCUGGUGUUCCUUGAGAGACCACAGGAGAGACCCAUCCAUUGCUAUGCAGCUCCGCUGCCUUCAGCCAAGAAUCCAAGACGUGUUCCUACAAAGCCUGUAGACCAAAACACUUCUGCUGCCUGGGUGUGCCCACAAUUUGAAACAACUAAGUCAGUGGUGCUGAAAGCAUGCCAGAAGAAGCAUCGUGGCCUUCACAAACCCCAGAAUCAGGAUGGCAACUACAGUUUACUUCAUGCAGGAGGAGCCGGAAGAAGAGCCUGCAGAUUUCCACCUUUAACUUUUGAGAAUCCAGAAGGACAUGCAGUCUGCCCCUCUGGUAGUCCGACUUGCUUGAGGAAGAACCCAUGGCACUCUUGCAGGCAGCCCAAGAAAGGGGCAGCAACAGAAGCCAACGUCCAGGUGAACGCUUCAGGGAACUGUACAGAAACACCUCUGUUCCCGGCUCCCCAGGAUGUGGAGCCACAAGUCUUUGGUCCACCAGAUGCAGAGACUGCACAGGUGCUGUCCGUGAGGAACUGGCGAAGCAGCAGCACCCCGGCACAAGUAACCAGCCAUGCCUGGCAUCCAGAAGAAGCGCUGGCGUUUGGCGUGGAUCCCGGCGGGAGCAGGGAGCCGGCAGCAGUGCUGGUUACAGACACGCCUGAGCAGGAGUACGGAGUGAAGGUUACCUGGAGACGGCGCCCUCACCUGAUGAAACACCUGCGGGAGAGAGGGAAGCUGAGCGCCGCCGAAAUCCUGGUGAAGGCGACCCCCUUCUCUCCAGGAGAGCCCCCGUCUCUCCAGGAGACACCCUGA
Molecule: messenger RNA, 840 nt
Organism: Chaetura pelagica (chimney swift)
Lineage: Eukaryota; Metazoa; Chordata; Aves; Apodiformes; Apodidae
Gene: RHNO1
Product: RAD9-HUS1-RAD1 interacting nuclear orphan 1
Exons: 2
Coding region: 1-840 (279 amino acids)
Biological process (GO): DNA damage checkpoint signaling; cellular response to ionizing radiation; recombinational repair
Cellular component (GO): nucleus; chromosome
Source: RefSeq, a predicted model, not a curated record